CCUACAUUUUGAAAUUAUAUUAAAGAUGCGUUCACAUUAAAGAGGGUAGAAGCAAAAUUCAAGAUGGCGGCGCGUCCCGCCGCCGUGGUCGUGGAGCGAGCCUACAAGUAUUAUGGCAAAAAGGACAAGCCAGAUUACAAGCCUGUACUCAAUUACCUUGAUAUGACAGUAGAAAAAGGGAUCAUUUAUGGUCUUCUGGGUGCCUCUGGUUGUGGAAAGACGACGCUUCUCUCCUGCAUAGUGGGUAGACGGUCGUUAGACGGGGGAGAUGUGUGGGUAUUAGGGGGGAAACCUGGGGAGAAGGGGAGUGGGGUACCUGGACCUAGAGUUGGAUAUAUGCCACAGGAUAUAGCAUUGGUCGCGGAGUUUUCUGUACGGGACGCGGUCUUCUACUUUGGCCGCAUCUACGGUAUGCCGAUGAAGAAGUUAGUGGAACGCUUCGAUUUCCUAACCAAUCUACUUGACCUGCCCAGCGGUGGACGACUUAUAAAGUCAUUGUCUGGUGGUCAACAAAGAAGAGUUUCACUAGCAGCUGCAUUAGUACAUGAACCAGAACUACUUAUAUUGGACGAACCGACUGUCGGUCUGGAUCCUGUUCUACGAGAAAGGAUAUGGGACUUCCUUGCCGAGCUUGCGAGAGGGGGCACCACGGUCAUAAUCACAACACACUACAUCGACGAAACGAAACAAGCUCACAAGAUCGGUCUGCUCCGUGACGGUCAACUUCUAGCGGAAGACUCACCGAGUGAGAUCUUACGUAAAUACGACUGUGAUACGCUUGAAGACGCCUUCUUGAAGAUGGCGUUGCGACAGCACGAAGUCACCAACAGAAGGCGAUCAACUCUGACGUCAUCACCUGACGUGAUACCGGAGAGCAGUAUUGUCAGUAACCCCGACAGUCGCUACCAAUCGCGAGACGACUUUAAUAUCGUCACCAGCAGUACUGAUAUGCUCAAUACCAAAGAAAAACCAUCAAACUGUUCAAGUAAAUCCAAAGCGAGAUACAGAGCAGUAUUUAUUAAAAGCAUUCAACAGUUCUCGAGGCAUCCUGGGGGUUUAAUAUUCUCUGUGCUGUUCCCCAUCAUACAAGCGGUGGCAUUCUUUAUGGCGGUAGGCAGCGACCCACGAGAUUUGCACGUCGCUGUUGUUAACGAGGAAGCGGCUUCAUCGCCAUAUGGAUUAGAUAUUUGCAAGAACAGUAGCCUGGUGACAGUAAUUCGACGCGACGACGAUACUUGCGACCAGUAUAUGCUGAGCUGCUGGUUCUUAGAGGAGAUGGAGAAACGAAGACUCUUUCAGGUUCCGUACAACAGUACGUUGGAGGGUCAGCGCGCUCUCGCACGCCGUACCACGUACGCGGUGCUGCACUUCGCACACAACUUCAGCAGCGCGCUGGGCGCUCGCGUGCGGGAAGGAGACGUGCCGGACGACAUUCUGCGGGACAGCAUUGUUAGCGUCUGGCUCGAUACCGCUGAUUAUCAGAUCUCCAACUUCAUCAAGAUGCAGCUGCACAAAGCGUACGAACAGUUCACGAGGCGCGCGAUGGCCGCCUGCGGACUUAACGAGGAACUUGUACAGAUUCCCGUACGUUUUAAAGAGCCAGUGUACGGAUCAAUGGAGGCGCAAAUGGUUGGUUUUAUGGCACCGGGCGUUAUGAUUACUAUAAUCUUCUUCCUGCCGGCGAUCGUGACGUCGACGCUGAUGAUCUCCGAC
Papilio polytes (common Mormon) is the source of this 1713-nucleotide messenger RNA. Its product is annotated as ABC transporter G family member 23-like. The transcript is spliced from 14 exons. Lineage: Eukaryota; Metazoa; Arthropoda; Insecta; Lepidoptera; Papilionidae. The annotation marks the transcript as partial. The record is from RefSeq and is a predicted model, not a curated record. Gene Ontology annotation, molecular function: ABC-type transporter activity; ATP hydrolysis activity; ATP binding. Gene Ontology annotation, cellular component: membrane.